ACUGAAAGGCAAAAUGAUUUAGAACUUUACUAAAUCUGAGUUAGGGUGGGCUGAAAAUGUCUUGCAAUAUGUUUUGGAGUAAAAGAGAGAAAGGCAAUGCGAACAAAGAGUCAUUGGAAGGGCUGCUUCCGAAGUCAGAAGAGCUCGACUUUAAAACGGGAACUUUACCAGUGGUGAGCUCGCACUUCUGUACACGCAAUUAUUCACAUGUUUUUACUGUGCAAAAAAUGCGAAAUCGAAGUUGCAGUGGAGGAGAUAUAAUCAUAAAUGACUCCGAUUCAUUCCCAUUUGCCAGAGCAGACGCCCGCCAAUGCCGACUGCAAGAAAAACGACUGCUUCGCAACGCCUCUGGGAAACCCCUCCUCACUCUCAAGCGGAAGCUCCUGAGCAUCAACAAUGAGUGGGAAGUAUAUCGUGGAGAGACGACUGAUCCCGCAAAGUUAUUGUUGAGGGCGAGGGCGUCUUAUUCACUGGAGCGCAAAACUGCAGUGAAAGUUUACAUGGCCUACAAUAACGAUGAUGAACAGUGGAAUUUCAUAGUGAAAGGGGACUAUAUAGAACGGGAGUCUGUUUUCUAUUAUGGAGCCCGGACCAUCGCAGAGCUGAGUCGUAAGCGGGGACCAGACAAUGAAAUGCUGGGAAGAGAUACUUUUCAGAUCACAGUAGAGCCUGGUGUGGACUAUGUGUUUAUCAUGGCGUUGGUAGUAAUUCUGGACGAAGUUAACAGAAAAUUUACAGAGUGAUUCGAACUUUCCUAUAAUGGCAUAUAUUUUAUAAAUGAUUGAUGUGUACUGUGGGGGAAGAUCGAAUAAUCUCAUUUUGUGUGAAAACAUUUUUAUUUCAUGGAUGUCUUGCCAACUUGAUGAUAAGAUUCCAUUUUCCUCAUUGAAAAUCUUGAAUGUUUCUUGCAUCAGUCAUUUUCACGCUUUGGAAAAAAAUUUAUUUUGGAAAAAGAAACCAUAAUUGUCCUCAGA
Cryptomeria japonica (Japanese cedar) is the source of this 974-nucleotide messenger RNA. RefSeq names its product protein LURP-one-related 15. The transcript has 3 exons. The record is from RefSeq and is a predicted model, not a curated record. The coding region runs from base 57 to 743 and encodes 228 amino acids. Lineage: Eukaryota; Viridiplantae; Streptophyta; Pinopsida; Cupressales; Cupressaceae.